UGGAGAAUGAAGGGGAGAAACAGUGAAUAUGAGAAGACUUCUUAUUGAGGGUAUUUCAGCAGUGCAGGUAUUUAAGAUGAUGCUUUCUUGAUCUAGGGAGCAGAGAGAGAGAUUGAAGAUGCAAGCUAUAAAAGGAAUCGAUAAUAUAAAAGCUCCUGAGAAGAUUGGAAGAAUACAUAUAAGAGACCCUGAUUAUUGAUAGGAUGGACCUUUUCUAGAACUACCAUCACCCUGGAAGCUGAAGAAAAUCAUUCGUAACUGAGGGACACUUGCCUUUUGCAACUAAGCUCUACUGAAUUCCAAAGCUACAGAAACAUCCAUCUUGACCUGGAAAGUCUGUUUCUUUGCUAGUCCAGAAGAUUUUUUUUAACAUGAACAAGAUCCUCUCAAGCACUCUUUGCUUUGGACUCCUAACUUUGUUAUCCAUGUUGAUUUUUUUACAAUCUGUGCAUGGACGACCAUAUCUUACCGAAGGAAAUGAAAUAUUUCCAGAUAAAAAAUAUACAAAUCGUGAGGAACUAUUGUUGGCUCUACUGAAUAACAAUUUUGAUUUCCAAAGACCUUUCAACACUGACCUAGCAUUGCCUAACAAACUGGAAGAACUUAACCAGCUGGAAAAGCUAAAAGAACAGCUAGUGGAGGAGAAGGAUUCUGAGACGUCCUAUGCUGUAGAUGGUCUAUUCUCUUCUCAUCCUAGCAAACGAGGGUUUGAAUGUGGCUUCUAAGGGAAACUGUGGCUCUUGAAGAAAUGAAAAAUAGGCUCUGAGUGAUAUCAUAAAACUCUGUUUAUACGUGGUGAUAAGCACAGGGGCUACGGUGUAUUUGGGGAGGAAAACCUGGGCAAGCACAUGGAAAUUUAUCAUUCAUUUCAAUGAGGGAUUAUACGUUUUUCAACUCUUUUUCACUGUAAAUACCACUGAUCAACAAUGAAUCAAAGACCCUUCUCCCAAGGGACUUAGUUUUAUAAGCUACUUAAAUAAAAGGAAAUUAGAGAAACUGAUAAUUAGCUAGAUGCAACUACUGUAAGUCAAGUGAUUGGUAACAACCUACAGAAGAUUUAAAAUGCUUCAUUUAUCUAUUUGAAGAUUGAAAUGCUAAUAUAUUUGGUUUGAUAUCUCUGAAGAAUCAUUUUAUGAUCAGAAUGGGAGGACUAAAUGUGAUGACAAAUGAAGUUAAUUAAAUAUCAUUUUGUGGUCUGCAAACUGACCUUUAAACUGUCUUCCUUCCUCUUCACUCAAUAGAUAGAUUCUCAUUAGCACUGCUUUUUUACUUAUGUGACUUUCUUUUUGGUAUUUCAGUUACCUCAAGUGUAAAAUAGAGGGAUGAAUCUCAUAGGGCAGUCUAUUGAAUUCUCUAGACUGUAUUAUACAUAUUAUCAUGUAUAACAGUGUUGUCCAAUAGAAUUUUCUGUGAUGGGAACAUUCUCUAGUUUGUACUGUCCAUUAUGGUAGUCACUGGCUACAAGUGCUACUGAGCACUUGAAAUGUGACUAGUAUGAUGGAGAUGCUGAAUUUUUAAUUUAUUUAAUUGUAAUUAACUUAAAGAUCCACAUGAGGUUAGUAGCUACCAUAUUGACUGUCCCUUUUAAAAACUUAACUCUUGCAUUCAGGCACACAUAAGCUAUUGAUUCAAGAGCAAGUUUUAUCAAAUAUUCUUCUAAU
Messenger RNA from Symphalangus syndactylus (siamang), 1661 nucleotides. It is a transcript of the gene UTS2B, whose product is annotated as urotensin 2B. NCBI's taxonomy places the organism in Eukaryota, Metazoa, Chordata, Mammalia, Primates, Hylobatidae. Gene Ontology annotation, biological process: regulation of blood pressure. The record is from RefSeq and is a predicted model, not a curated record. Gene Ontology annotation, molecular function: G protein-coupled receptor binding.